AUGGCGGUUAGUGUUCCAUUGAGACUAUUGUAUGAGUCUCAAGGACUUGCAGUGAGUAUAGAGACGGACAGCGGAUGUAUGUACCAAGGAGUGCUAAAGGAGAUAGAUGACUAUAUGAAUGUGGAGCUUGUUGAUGUGUCAGUAUAUUCGAAGGAUGGUCUGCAGAGAAAGAAGGAAGUUUUUAUCAGAGGAUCUGCAAUUGUACUGUUUGUAUUACCACCAGCAUUGAAGUUUGCGCCUUUCUUGAAUAAAGUGAAGUAA
Molecule: messenger RNA, 261 nt
Organism: Ordospora colligata OC4
Lineage: Eukaryota; Fungi; Microsporidia; Ordosporidae
Product: small nuclear ribonucleoprotein
Exons: 1
Coding region: 1-261 (86 amino acids)
Biological process (GO): RNA processing; spliceosomal snRNP assembly
Cellular component (GO): commitment complex; U2 snRNP; precatalytic spliceosome
Molecular function (GO): RNA binding
Source: RefSeq, a predicted model, not a curated record